Andrographis paniculata is the source of this 921-nucleotide messenger RNA. RefSeq names its product protein TIFY 7-like. NCBI's taxonomy places the organism in Eukaryota, Viridiplantae, Streptophyta, Magnoliopsida, Lamiales, Acanthaceae. The transcript has 8 exons. The coding region runs from base 166 to 654 and encodes 162 amino acids. The record is from RefSeq and is a predicted model, not a curated record. Gene Ontology annotation, cellular component: nucleus. Gene Ontology annotation, biological process: response to wounding; regulation of defense response; regulation of jasmonic acid mediated signaling pathway.
AUAUAUAAAAUUUUAAAAUUCCGAAAAACGCCUCACCCUUGCCGAGCACGCUGAAGUCUGAACUAUAAAACGAAGUAUCGAUUCUUCUCCUUCGUAGCUGCUUGCAGAAUUUGCUUCAAAGUUAACGGCUCAGGCUCUCUGCCUUCUACUUGAGGCUAUUUGGAGAUGGAGAGAGGUUUCGUAGGGUUGAGUGCAAAGGAUUCUGUUAUUGUGAAGGAAGAUUUUGUCGACGGAAACUACGGAGACGCCGGAUUGAUGGUGAAAUAUGCUUCGGAGAAAUCUGUACCCAAGCAUGAACAACAACAAUUGGCUGAUUUCCUGCAAUGCAAUCCUAAUGGAAAUCCUAUUGCAACUUCUCAUCCACCUCUGGUUCCAUGGGUUACCGUCUUCAAUGACAUCUCUCCAGAUAAGGCUCAGGCCAUUGCAUAUCUAGCUGGGAAUGAUUGUGUUCAAUCUAAAAUGGCUCAACCAAAACUUAUAUCAUCUGCUAUUCCACAAGCACACAGAGCUUCCCUUGCUCGAUUUUUGGCGAAGCGUAGGGAAAGAUGCUGCAGGCUUAUGAAUGCAGCACCAUACAAAGUGGCAGCAACGGCAUCGGAUUGCGCUACUUCCGGAGCCGACGACCAUGGCUCCCGACUAUGCCUCCAUCCUUAACAUGUGAGAUCUCCUACGAGAUUCUCGUUCUACCAUGAAACCUGUAAGCAUUUUUAAUUUUUGUCGUUACUUUCUAGAACUCCAAUGAAAUUUAUUCUAAGCAAGACUCCUAAAAUAUCCUAACUACUGAUUUAAAUUAAUCAGUAUUGUGCUGACAACACAUCAAAUAUAUGAAUUGUCAGCAUAUAGCUUGAAUGAAUACAACAUAUGCGAUUAUUACACUGUGUUGUCGGUUUAUCUUUUAAAUGUGAUAGUUUUAAAUAUUAA